GUGAGCGGCGAGUCAGCAGGCGGCAUCGACACGUCAGUUCUGACCCUCAGCUCCCAGGCUCGGAGUCUGUUUGCCCGCGCAUUCUCCAUGAGUGGAGCUACGGGAGUGGACCAUCCUAUGGUUCUGGCUAGGGAGCCUGUGACGAUGGCGGAACUGUUGGCCAGACGUGAGCAGUGUCUGGGCGAGACUGACCCAGUUCCCGAGACGGACGAGCAGUGGGCGCCGGUGGUAGAGUGUCUGAGGAAAGUGCCAGAGGACAGGUUCGGGUCCCUGGAAGGUCUUGGAGAAAUGCCAUUUAUGGGACCUGUGGUAGAUGGAGACCUUGUUCCCAAAAGUCUGGCAUCCAUACCACCUGGGGUCUUGUUCCACGGCCUGAUCUCCGAACUGCUUAAGUCUGGCUAUGGCCAGGUCAGUCCGGAGGUCGUGGCAAAGGUCGCUGAGUACUACCAGGAGAACUUUGAGAUAAGCCCAGUUGCAGAUUUCAGCGCAGACACCAUCUUCCAUGUUCCCAGUCUUGAGUACGUCAAUGCUGUCUCCGGCACAACCGAUGAGAGCAAG
Molecule: messenger RNA, 558 nt
Organism: Aplysia californica (California sea hare)
Lineage: Eukaryota; Metazoa; Mollusca; Gastropoda; Aplysiida; Aplysiidae
Source: RefSeq, a predicted model, not a curated record